GCGGGGGCAGAAUGUGGUUCCAGUCGAGGGCGGCAGAACGAGGACUUUUCUCCGAAACUUAUUCAAGUCGUCCCCAAACUGUGGAUUUUCUUUUCCUUCUGUUUUUUGUUUUUUGUUUGUUUUUUGUAAGAACGCAGAUUAAACCGUUCGGAUUAAUAAUUUUAUCAAAGGAAUACCUUUGUUUUCUCAGCGAAAGUGGCUGAUUGCAGCUUGGGUCCCCAUGCUCUGCCUUGUGAGUGCUGCCUGGCCUGCUGAGCCCGUAGGUGCUGGUGUGUCUGUACUGGGCUGCAGCUGAAGUAGGAAUACUGUGACUGGUGGUGGUGUGCUCGAUUCCUGCAGUGGUGGUGGAGGCGGGUCGUCAGAGGGCCCAGAGGCCCGGUAGCAGGCGGAGGGGCCUGUCCUGUCCCAGCCACACGAAGAUGAACAAACUGAACUUCCACAACAACAAAACCAUGCAGGACCGCCGCUGCGUCUGUGUCUUUUUGCCCAAUGAUGACACGCUCAAUGUCAUAGUCAAUGUGAAGACCCUGUGCCAGGAACUGUUGGUCCAGGUGUGUGACCUCCUGAGACUGAAGGACUGUCACUUAUUUGGACUCAGCGUCAUUCAGAAUAAUGAACACAUCUAUAUGGAGCUGGAUCAGAAGCUAUCCAAAUACUGCCCCAAAGAAUGGAAGAGAGAAGCCAGCAAGGGCAUCGACCAGUUUGGGCCUCCAAUGAUCAUUCACUUCAGGGCUCAGUAUUACGUUGAGAAUGGGAGAUUGAUCAGUGACCGGGCAGCCAGGUACUACUACUACUGGCACUUGAGGAAACAGGUGCUGCUCUCACAGUGUAUCCAAAGGGAGGAGGCCUACUUCCUCCUGGCAGCCUUCGCCCUACAGGCUGACCUCGGCAACUUUAAACGUAACAAGCACUUUGGGAAGUACUUUGAACCUGAAGCCUACUUCCCUCCAUGGGUGAUAACCAAGCGUGGCCGUGAGUACAUCCUGAGGCAUAUCCCGAACAUGCACAAAGACCAGUUUGCUCUCACUGCUUCAGAGGCGCACCUCAAAUACAUUAAGGAGUGUGCCCAGCUUGAUGAUGUCACUGUCCACUACUACAGACUCUACAAGGACAAGAAGGAAGUAGAGGCAUCUCUUACGUUGGGACUGACUUUACGUGGUAUCCAAAUAUUUCAGAAUGUCGGGUCCGUGAGGCAACUGUUGUACGACUUCCCCUGGACCAACGUGGGAAAACUUGUAUUUGUGGGUAAGAAGUUUGAAAUCCUUCCUGACGGUCUGCCCUCGGCCCGUAAACUCAUCUACUACACAGGUUGUCCCGUGCGCUCUCGCCACCUCCUGCAGCUGCUCAGCAACAGCCACAGGCUCUACAUGAACCUGCAACCUGUUCUUAAACAAGUCCGUCGGUUGGAGGAAAAUGAAGAGAAGAAGCAGUACAGGGAGUCGUACAUCAGCGAUGCUCUCGAACUGGACAUGGAGCAGCUGGACAAACGUUCCCGAGCCAGCGGCAGCAGCGCAGGGAGCAUGUCUCAUCACAAACGUCUGUCCCGCCACUCCACGACCAGCCACGGCAGCUCACACACCUCUGGGAUCGAGACGGACAGCUUCAGGGCCCCCGGUCAGGCCCCACACCGGGCCCUACGAACCUGCAGCUCAUCCACAACCAGCCAUGGGAGCUCACACACUUCUGGCAUCGAGAGCAGCGGCAAGGAGCGCAUACUAGAUGAUGAUGAGAUUGAGAUGCUGGUGGACGACCCUAAAGACUAUGAGGAGCUUCAUGAGAUGGCUCUGGACCAGGAGCUGUGUAUCCACAUCACUGAGGACAUGUUGACCAUGUCACCUGAUCAGACCAACGGAUACUCAGGACUGAUAGUAAAAGACGUCAGCUCCUCCACGUCCAGCUCCUCUGAGACCGUCGUCAAGAUGAGAGGACAGAGCAUCGAGUCUCUGCCACAGACAUCAGCAUGCAGGAAGCCUCAGUCUUCGACUGACCGGCACAGCCAGUCUCUUGACGACAUCCGGCUCUACCAGAAGGACUGCCUGCAGUGGGCGGAGCUCUGCCAGGACACCGCCCACAGCUACACAUUCGGCUGUGCUCAGGAGCUGAGUGAUGGCAGCGGAGGCUAUCAGGGCCUCGCCGAUCAGCGCACCAGCGUGCUCACCGAGCAGCACCCGUUUCCCAUCAAGAGAACCAACAAGUACUUUUCCCUGGAUCUGACCAGCGAUGAGGUCCCCGAGUUUGUGGUGUGAUGGACACGCAAACAAGGCAACCUCAGGGUGACCGUUUCGCUCCACCGUGUCAGAUGUGGAGAUGUUUCAGCCCUCAGGGAAUGAGACAAGAGAUGGAUUGGAGGUGGAUUCUAUUCUUGGCAGCGAACAGCAGUGUUGAGUAAACUGGCAGCAAGUUGACUGUCCCUUCACUUACCACUUCAGAUGAAUUACACAUAAUAAACGAACAAACACAGGGGGAUGUGGCUGAAAAGGGAACAUCAAGACAAACACUUUGUUCAAGAGAACCUGUGUCUUUCAAAGAUAACCCGAGCUGCUCCCCCUGUGUGAAAGGAAACAAAAGGGAUCGUGUCUUCUUUUAAAAAACAUUUUUAUUCAAAUCUGUCCCCUUCAAACUGGUUUCAAGAACCACAUGUUGCGUUUGCCUGCUUUAUAAAGUCAUAAAAAGACUGUGUGCAUGCACGUAGGCUUACAGCAGACAGAGACUCAUGCAGACAUGAAGAGCAUAUCAAAAUUUUUCUCUGGAGGACACAGUGGAUAAAAUCACUCUGAGCUACGAACCAAAGACAAGAAAUGGAAAUAAACUGAAAUGACAUGUCCAACUUAUUCUCAGUGUGCAGCCCUGACAAAAACAUUAAAGUCAUGGUGGGAGAUUAACCCAUAAUCCUUUGAGAGAAAGCAGCCUUGUUUUUUCCCUCUGUCUUUUUCUAUGCCACUUCAUUUUACCUCAACAAGUGCAGUGUGCCAACCCGCCCCCUACCCAGACUGGAUUCUUAAUCAUGUGAACACACACCCAAUGUGCCUUCAUCACACUAUGCAGGAGUCAAACCCUCGCCUUGACAAUCACACACUCUCACUUUAGUCAUUUUUAAAACCCUCAGAAUUCAAAGCUCUACAUUAUUUUUAAACAUUGUACACCCACUUCUUUAUCAGACCAGGCCGGUUUUUCAGCAUCUUAAACGUUAAAAAGACUCGAUUUCAAACUGUUUUCAUUUCCUGUGAAAUCCGAUCAUGUUUCCUGGAAGGAAUGAAGUCAAGUAGGUUACUACAUGUCCUGACUUGCGUUGAGUUUGUGGCCACAAAAGCUUUCCAGUAAUCUAAACCCAAAAUGGAGCCCCGUUGGCAGUUGGCCAAAACAAACAGUACAUUUUGAUGCAUACAUGUACAUCUCCCUUUCUGCUCAGUUUUAUUUCAUUCUUGUUUUUUCCUGUUUCGUUUCAUCUAUCGUUUUAAACUGGAAUUUGUUACAUUUUUUUAUUUUUCAUCUUCUCGUUUUGCCUAAAAUCACUUGUGUAUUUUUGUAUGAACUGUCCAUAUGUGUGUAUGUUGGACAAUUUAUUCUGCGUGUGGUUGAUUUAAUUCAGUAUUACAAGCAAAUGUAUGUGACAGUAUUAAGGACGUGUGAUGUUUGUAGCUCGGAUCAAGAAAGACUGGUUUUUAUCAUCAUUAGAAUCUUGUGGUAAGAUUCAAAGGACUGAAGCCUGUGGUAGCUGACAUGAUGUGUUAUAUGCUGUUAUUUCUCAUAAAUCACAUCUCAAAUUUCAGCUGGUGUGAAUGAGGACACAAGGUUGUUUUAAGUUAUAACCACAAAUAAGGUGUUUUUACUUGUAAAUCAUGCAGCUAAAAUUCAAAGGGCCACAGUUACAGCUUUGUCUGAAUUAAAAUAGUACUGUAAUGCUUUUUUAAAGAUACGACCAUAAUAUUUUUAGCUUCACUGUGGUGAAAACACUACUCACGUACUCAUGUUUGAAUUAGGUGGAAAAAACUGCCUCAUAAACUUUAUCAUGACCACAGAAUUACAUUUUGGUUCAAGAGUAAACUCUUAAGAUUAUGAAAUUUACAUUAAACUUUCCAAGUGGUUGAAAUGAUCCUUUAAGCUAUUGAAAAGCACCAAUGAAAAAGACAGAAAAGAAAAGAAAUAUGCCAAAUACUAUUUGUUGCCAAGAGUUAGAUGAUGAAGUAUGUAUUUACUCUAAAUAUGAGGCUACAGCCGAAAAACGAUUAUCUUAGCUUACCAUAAAGAAAUGGGAAAACAGCUCGCCUGGCUCAAACCGAAGGUAACAAAAUGAGCCUACUAGCACAUCUAAAAGUCACUAAUUGCCACCUGAUACCUUGUUAACUGUUAUCUGUAUAAAAACCAAGGUGUAGAAAAUUAUGGGCUAUUUAUUGGCCCUGACAAGUAUUUCCCAUCGUAAAAACACAUGUCGUUUCCUCACUUUGGUGUUUGUACAGACAAACAAGACGUAACGUGUUAAUAAGUGAAAUUUAAAAGUUGCUGGCAGGUGGAUUUUGAUUUCAUUGGACAGAGCCAGACUAGCUGUUUUCUGCCAUGCUAAGCUAACCGGCUGCUGGUGGUCAAUCAUCAAAAAUUAACAACAAAUCACGUGAUAACAGUCAAAACUCCAGCUACUUUUGUUUAUACGUAGCUGAGCUGUAUGAUGUCUAAUUGUGUGUCUGUGUGGCUGUAAUCAUUUCCAAACUCAUACAAGACUUAGUUACAGUCAUUUUAGAUCCCCGUUAGAUUUUGUUUUUUGUGAUCCCACUUCAAACCCACAGUUUUCACAUACUGGCAAUACAGCAUCUGAACAAGGUUUUUAUCAAAUACAUUUAUGUAAUACAUAACAAAUACAUGAAUAUGAUACUGCUAUGUAAUUAAAAACAAUGUCUGUAUUUCUUACAGUUUUUUUUCUUUCACUGUUUUAAGCUCAUAAGUAUUUCUUCUCAUUAAUGGAAAAUGUCUAAAGUCGUAUUUUGAUGGACAAUGAUGUUUCUUAUAUUAAAACAGUAUGUGUUAAGGUACAUAGCCAUACAGUCAUAAUCCAUGUCCUUAAGCCCUUUAAUUAGUUUGUUCUUCCUUUUCUGACUUCAAUAUAUGGUCAUACUUACACGUAAGAGUCUGUAUGUCUGUGUCUAUAGUCCUUUCUGUGAAAGGAUCUCCAAAAAUGAAAGAUUUCUUUUUUUUUUUGUCACCCUGUAAUUAAAAAAAAAUUAUGUUGUAUGUUAUGAAGUCUGGUCUGUGCCUUCUUGGUACUAAUGCCCUCAAUAUCCAAUAAAAAGGUACAUUUAUUUGCCAAA
This is a messenger RNA of Micropterus salmoides (largemouth bass), 5300 nucleotides long. It is a transcript of the gene frmd6, whose product is annotated as FERM domain containing 6. Bases 420 to 2246 code for a protein of 608 amino acids. Gene Ontology annotation, biological process: positive regulation of hippo signaling. The transcript is spliced from 14 exons. Gene Ontology annotation, cellular component: cytoplasmic side of apical plasma membrane; cytoskeleton. Lineage: Eukaryota; Metazoa; Chordata; Actinopteri; Centrarchiformes; Centrarchidae. The record is from RefSeq and is a predicted model, not a curated record.